UAUUUAUAGGCGGACUCGCGGCAGCGGCGCUCCAGAGCAGCUGCACCUCCGCCGCGCCGACACCGUCACCAUGCUGAGGACUGCUGGGUUCGUCUUGAUCGCGUGCUUCGCGCUCUCAGCGCUGUCACUGCCUGAAGCAAGGAAAUCCAAACCUUCAGCAACGGUCUCCCCUGCAAGUGACUUUAACCCCACUCCAAACACCACCACAAAGUCAACCACCACCCUGGCUCCAAACACCACAACCGUGGCUCCAAACACCACAACGACCACCUUGGCUCCAAAACCCACCACAAAGUCAACCACCACCUUGGCUCCAAACACCACAACCGUGGCUCCAAACACCACAACGACCACCAUGGCUCCAAACACCACAACCGUGGCUCCAAACACCACAACCGUGGCUCCAAACACCACAACGACCACCAUGGCUCCAAAACCCACCACAACGACUACAACCACCACCCUGGCUCCAACCACCGCAGCCCCGCCCUCACCUACUCCCCCUGUAGGAGACUACAAUCUCACAAUCGGUGAUAAGACCUGCCUGAAGGCUAAGGUGGCGCUGCAGAUCCGACUGGCCAAUAAAACCUUCAUCAUUCAGCCAAAUCAAACCCAUCUAAAUGGAAGCUGUGAUGAAACCAGGGUCACCCUUUACUUCAACUUCUCACAGGGCUUCAUCAACUUCAACUUCACCAGGGACGUUGGUAAUAAAACCGUCUACGUUGACGCCGUGGGUUUCACCCUGAACUACCCUUUGACCCGAGGACGUUUGACAGAUGCACGUUACAGUGGCAGCAACACAUCCCUCCAUCUGUUCCCCGCAAAGAUUGGACACUCGUACUCUUGCAAGAGUGACUCUCUUUACAUGGGCAAGGGCCUGUACCUGGACAUAACUAAUGACCAGAUGCAGGCCUUCAACCUGACCAAGAACGACUUUGGCUCUCCUGACUUCUGUCCGGCUGACCAGCCUGAUUACCGGGUGGCCAUUGCAGUGGGAAUCGUACUGCUGGUGCUCAUCAUCGUGGUGGUCGUGGCCUACCUGUUGAGCCGCAGGAAGAGGAUGGAGGGCUACCAGUCCCUGUGAGGAGGGGAGGGGGGGGCUGGCCAGCAAACGAUGCAAAGUCACUGACAGGUCACGCAGUCAGUGAGGCGGUGACCUUUUUUAGGGGGUUGGAGGGCAUCAUCACUAAAACUUAACCUGCCAUUUUUCUGUCCUUGUGUAGCUUCAUUUAACUGGUUGCUGGUUGGCUGCAGUUUUUAUCCAAAGGCUCCUGCAUGUGGAGGCUGGAGUGUGCCACUUUGAAGAGCUUCACUGUAACAACGUGAAACUUUAAAGUCCGUCAUUUUAAAGAACGAGCUCGUUAAAUGUAAAUAACAAAAGUGGCACAUUCCACACUCCGUACAAACAGGAAGGCCGACACACACAAAGCCGAGCGGUUUUUCCUGCCGUGCCAUUGGCCGGCAUGCUUAUCUGUGUGCUUCUGGCGCAUAAAUUGAGCUGUGUCCCACCCUGAUGUCUUCACAGAUAAAAACUGACCCUGGUGCCUGAGCAGAAUCAGGUCAUGGAUUUACUUUUCCAGCCGCACUCGCGUUACUUUUCUGUCCUGUGGCUUCUCCUCCGAGUCACAGUCCAGCUGACACCAUCACUGAACUCUACAAUCGUGAAUUAAAAGUCUUUUUUUAUUAUCACCUUUACUUUAAAAAUUAGAGCAGUCUGACUCAGAUGACAGGAUUACUUUAUUUUUGUUAACUUGAAGGAUUUUUGUGUUGCGGGGCUUUGUUUUGUUUUAAUAAUCACAUGUUAAUUUUAUUUUCAUAAAAAGGGAGCUGAUCUAAUGUCUACAGGUGAUUAUACUGUGGUUGAAUUAUGAGCUAUCAUCGGCUGAAGGGAUCAUCAAUAAUCGCUUUUAUUGCUGUCCUGACUGAGUGUGUCUGGCUCUGUCGAACUGUGUGUCCCUGAUGUUUUCAUGCAGUGCAGGGGUGGAGCAUCCACGUGGGCUUGUAAUGAGUCUGAUAAGGUUUUUAAUGGCGCACACAGCACACAGCACAUGUCCAAAGUCCAUCAUCACAAAGUGCCCUCUGGACUCUGCAAAGCCUUAAACAAAUGUUCCCCGCUGUUCUCUGCCAGGCUGAGCGGGAGCGCUGACCCUGGAUCAGUCUUCACACUCAGAUGCUUUUCUAUCUAAAAUGUGAUCUCUGCUCCACAAAGACUUUAUGCCUUAGCUCACACAGGUUGCCAAAGUCACAGUGAGGGUUUGUACUUGCAAUGGUGGUUUGUCUGCGUCGCUCUGCAGAGACACAGACAAACCACCAGUUGGCAGUAGUGUGCUGUGCAGGUUCAUUAUGUUAGCUUAAUUGGUGGUUAAAAUUGGCCUGGAAUGUGAGGCAGACGAGGUGCUUGCAGUGUAGCGAAUAAAGGGAUGUAUUAAUGUGUGGUCAGUAAGACUGCAGACGCGCUGCUGAACAGCAGGUUUAAAAUGACUGCAGCACAGAAGAGCGAGACACCCAAACCUCCUGAACCCGUAGAUUUGCUUUAAAAAUAAGAAAAAGGGAAUCUAAGAACACUAGACGUAAUCACAGCUUAUUACAGCCAAGUUUCUCUUGUUCUGAAGCAGGAAGUGAAAAGCUCAGAGAAACGUGCCUCAAAAAGUGAACAAAUGAAAGCCAAACCGUCUGCAUGCUGCCAGCUGCACCGACACAGUAGGUGCAGUAUCUGCAUGAACCAACUCUUCAGUAAAACCUUUAAUAAUCCAGUACCAGUAAUACUUUUUGUACCUUUUAAUAAUUCUUUAUGUGCUUUUGUUGAUGUAAUGAAAAGGGGACUUGAUGAUGAUGAUGAUGAUGUGACGGCAGCUCUAGCAGCAGUGUUAGUGUCAGGCUGAUGGAUGACAUGACUGCUGUGCACACUGUGUGAGCACUUUGCACCUCAUCUUUAUGUCCUUUGCAAAUAAAGAAUGAUUAUAUUUCUAAA
Molecule: messenger RNA, 2971 nt
Organism: Archocentrus centrarchus (flier cichlid)
Lineage: Eukaryota; Metazoa; Chordata; Actinopteri; Cichliformes; Cichlidae
Gene: cd68
Product: CD68 molecule
Exons: 6
Coding region: 71-1084 (337 amino acids)
Biological process (GO): establishment of protein localization to organelle
Cellular component (GO): plasma membrane; late endosome membrane; lysosomal membrane
Source: RefSeq, a predicted model, not a curated record